CCCUGUCUGUCGCUCGCUCGGACACGCUGCUUCGUGUACGCGCGCUGCAGCCGCAGCUGCAACGAGGACCGUCGUCAAUCUCCGCCCGACCGUCCGUCCGUCCGUCUUGGUGGUGUUGCAGGUGUGAUUCGUUCUUUUGGCGCGUUCGGCGAUUGGUCGGAGGGUGCGCGCUCGAGCCCUAAUCGUCGAGCGUUUCGGAUCCGACUCAAAGGAGAAGGAGGAGGAGGAGGAGGAGGAGGUUGUUCGAAGGGAGGAAGUUUCUAGUAGCUUCGUGGGAUUCCAGCUGGAUUUCCUCCUCUCUUUCUGUGUGUGUCUCAUAGAUAUUACAAAGUGUAAGUGUGAUUAGCUAGGGACAAUUUACCAUUAAAAGGUUUUGGGAUCUCUCCUGAAUGGGGACCGGAGAAGAAAGCACAACUCCUAAGCCUUCCAAACCUACUUCUUCAACUCAGGAAAUACCAACUACACCAUCAUAUCCUGAUUGGUCAAGUCCUAUGCAGGCUUACUAUGGCCCUGGAGCCACACCACCGCCUUUUUUUGCUUCUACUGUUGCUUCUCCUGGCCCUCAUCCUUAUCUAUGGGGAAGCCAGCAUCCUUUGAUCCCACCAUAUGGCACGCCAGUGCCGUACCCUGCCAUAUAUCCUCCUUAUGCUCAUCCUAAUAUGGCUCCGACUCCAGUUGCAGCACAAACCAAUGUAGAACCAGAUGGGAAAGGUGCUGACGGAAGAGAUGGAGCUUCAGCUAAAAGAUCCAAAGGAACUUCUGGAAACAGCGGUUUGGUUGGUGAGAAGGCUGCAGAUGGUGUAAAGGCUACUUCAGGCUCAGGAAAUGAUGGGGCAUCCCAGAGUGCUGAUAGUGGUAGUGAGGGUUCAUCUGAUGGAAAUGAGGACAACAGCCAACAGGAAUUCGCUGCAGGUAAGAAAGGAAGCUUUGAUCAGAUGCUUGCAGAUGGAGCUAAUGCGCAAAAUAAUACGGCAAUAAUGCAAGCUUCUGUAACAGGGAAGCCUGUAGUCGCCACUCCUGCAACUAAUUUGAAUAUCGGAAUGGAUUUGUGGAAUGCAUCCUCUGCUAGUGGAGCUGCAAAGAUCAGGCCAAAUACUGGCGUUGCUUCAUCAGCUCUUGUCCCAACAGGAAUGAUGCCUGAUCAAUGGGUCCAAGAUGAACGUGAAUUAAAAAGGCAGAAAAGGAAGCAAUCUAACAGGGAGUCAGCUAGAAGGUCAAGACUACGAAAGCAGGCGGAGUGCGAAGAAUUACAGGCACGGGUGGAGACACUAAGCAAUGAGAAUCGCACUUUGAGAGAUGAGCUUCAUAGGCUUUCAGAGGAAUGCGAGAAACUUACAUCCGAGAACAGUGCUGUCAAGGAGGAAUUAACCCGAAUCUGCGGCCCUGAUGCAGUCGCUAAUCUUGAACACAACUCCACUUCAGUCCUUCAAUCACACGGAAGUGAGGAGAACAGUUGAAGGAGGAGAGAGUUUCUAUUGAGAAUAAUGAAACACAGAAUGCAGCAGAAAUAACAUCGACCUUGUCAAACUAUUCUAUUGACGACGGCGACUCAACACGGAUCUCCUUGGUCUCGCUAAUCUUAUACCCUUGACCCCUUUCUUUCUGUAACUGUAAUUCUAGUAUACAUAGUUUCUUCUUAAGUUUGAGCCAUAGUAGACAACAUGCACAUUGCUUGUAACACUAAUUGGCCAGAGCAGAUGAGGACGGAUCUGGAGGUUACAACACUAUCGCACUUUCGUUUUUUUCUUGUGAAGUGCUGCCAUCCAUAAUUCUUUGUAUCAUGAAGCAGUGUGAUCUCUUGCCCAAUUCUUUGUAUUCCUAUGAAUACUUGUCUCUUUCUUUUUCAAUUGGAGUUUUGUUUGGUCA
Messenger RNA from Syzygium oleosum, 1866 nucleotides. Its product is annotated as G-box-binding factor 1. Gene Ontology annotation, biological process: regulation of DNA-templated transcription. The record is from RefSeq and is a predicted model, not a curated record. The transcript is spliced from 12 exons. The coding region runs from base 390 to 1457 and encodes 355 amino acids. Gene Ontology annotation, molecular function: DNA-binding transcription factor activity; sequence-specific DNA binding. Gene Ontology annotation, cellular component: nucleus. Lineage: Eukaryota; Viridiplantae; Streptophyta; Magnoliopsida; Myrtales; Myrtaceae.